UAUAAAUAAGUAAUUUAUGUCGAUAAGUUUUAGUAAUAGUGACGAUAGCAAUUCUGACUCUAAUGAAUUUGACCCUGAUUUUGUCCCUAGUAGAACACGUUCUGUACCCAUUGACCCUACAAAUAAACCGAUAACCAGAUCACGAAAUAAAGAAAAAAUAACAAUUUAGGUACUUCUGACACCCUGAUGCUAUUAGAUUUAAGUUCCAAUAGCACUACUGAAAUAACAAACGACAAUAUGAGUACUAAACCAAUAACAACAUUAUCUCUAGAAACAGCAAUAAAUUUAAUACCUAAAUUUAAUGGGGAGAAAUCACAAGAGGUGUACCCAUUUUUAAACACAUGCGACUUCGUAACAAAAAUGAUUAGUGAGGACUGUCGUCCCAUUCUUUUACAAGCAAUUUUAACCAAAUUAUCGGGUAAAGCCUUUGCGGCGACACAACACAGAGAAAUUUUAUUAUGGGAGCUAUAAAAAAAAGUUGUUAGAAAUAACAUUUUGUGCACAAAGAACCCCGGGAUAUUUACAGUUAGAGUUAUCAACCACUAAACACAAAUCAGGCGAAACCGUGCAAGAAUAUUUUGCUAGAGUAUAAAAGCUCUUACAUGAUUUAUGUAAUGUGAGUACAAGUGGGAGAUCCCUCACCGAUGUUAGGGCGUUCACGAAUACAUAAAAGAAACAACUGUAACGACGUAUAUAGAAGGAUUACCAUCCAUUAUUCGAGUUGUAAUAAAGUCAAAGAAUCACCGAAUUUUGGAAGAAGCUAUAAAAGAUAGCCUUGAAGAAGAUAAAAUUUAUCAGAGCGCAACGCUUGUUGAACAACAGACCUAGUCACAAUGUCAGUACCAAAUAUUGUAAAAACUGUUGUAGAAACAAUCAUAAUACAAAUGAGUGCAGGUAUUCAAGUCGCAGAAUAGACACGGGUCAACCAAAUAAGUACAAUAGGGAAAACAAUGAUCAAAAGAGUGAAAAUAAUAAUCAAACAAAACACUGCAUGUACUGUAAAAAAUCAGGUCAUGUUGAAAUAGAAUGUUACGAGAAAAAAAAUGCAGAGACAAGAAAAGAAAAUCAACAUUUUCGAAAUCAGCCGUCCACAUCGGGAAACGUUUCAGGACUGAACGUAACGGGCAACCGUUCGGUUCGAGAACUCAAAAUAAUCGCCCAAAAUUAAACGUCUUCAAUUUUACAGUAAAGUUGAAGAACAAUCACGCCACAUGCGGAAUUCCACAAUGCACACAAGGUGUGGCAAAUCUAUUAGUGGUCACGGGUUCGGAACUAAAUCUUAUUAAACUGAAUAAACUUCAAGAUGAUGUUAUGGUAACAAGUACGAAAAUAUAUAAAAUGCAAGGUAUCAGUGAUAAAUUAGUUGAUACUCUAGGGAGCACAAUUUUAACGGUGUCAUUAGAUGAUGAAAGCUACAAAACUGAGUUUCAGGUAGUUGACUCAUCAUUUCCGAUAGACGGUGAUGGCAUAUUGGGAAACCCAUUCCUUAGGGCUAAUAAGCUAAUAAUCGAUGUAGGAAGGGAUGAGUUAACUUCUAAAUCAGAAGAAAUACACACCAUACCGGCUCGUUGCGAAUUAAUUAUUCAAAUACAAGUAGACACUUAUGACAAAUCAGGUCAAAAUGUGCUUAUUCACGCGCAAGAAUUGGACAAAAACAUUUUAUGUGGAAAUCUACUGAAUAUUAUCAAAAAUAAUCAAAUUCUUAUUAAUGUCAUGAACCCUACAGAAAUAUCUCAAGAAAUACUAAUACCAAAACUUACAGACUUAUCGCAUGAAGUAUUCGAUUUAGAUUCAAUAAAUAACACUCGUUCGGUAAGAGAAUAUAAUAACACAGAAAAUCGCCUUCAAAUCUUAAAGGACACGCUUAGUUGUGACCACAUGAACCACGAAGAAAAAGAAAUGAUUCUAGAACAUGCAGCGAAUAUGCAGACAUUUUCUUCUUAGAAGGAGAUACAAUCAAUUGCACAGAAGCGAUACAGCAUGAAAUAAAGACCCCAAAUGGUACCCAACCGAUUUAUCAAAAACCGUAUCGUCUUCCUUAUGUACGAAAAGAAAAGAUAAACGAACAAAUCGAUCAAUUAGAACAGAAUGGAAUCAUAAUUCCCAGUGAGAGCCCCUGGAAUGCCCCAUUACUAAUUGUACCAAAGAAGGCGGACGCUUCAGGAAAUAAAAAAUACAGAGUUGUAGUAGACUUUAGGAAGCUGAAUAAUAUCACAAUAGGUAAUGCAUUUCCUAUGCCCGACAUAACAUCAAUACUAGAUCAACUAGGUAAAGCAAAAUAUUUUUCUUGCCUUGAUUUAGCUUGUGGAUACCAUCAGAUCCCAAUUCAUCCAAUAGAUAUGGAAAAAAACAGCUUUCAGUACAGAAAAAUGCCAUUAUGAGUUCAAAACAAUGUGUUUUGUCUUGAAAGGAGCCCCGGCGACAUUCCAAAAAUUGAUGAAUAGAGUACUGAAUGGGAUCAAUGGAUCAAGAGCAUUUGUCUAUUUAGAUGACAUAAUAGUCAUCAACACAACUUUGAAAGAACAUAUAAUCCGGUUACGAGAAGUCUUUGAUAGACUACGGAAAUUUAACUGACAACUCCAACCUCCAAAAUGCGAAUUUUUGAGGAAUGAAGUAAAUUACCUUGGACACGUAAUCACUGAAAACGGAGUAAAGCCGGAUCCAAAAAAAAAUAGAAUGUUUAGUCAAUUACCCACUGCCUACAAACGCUAAGGAAGUCAAAUCUUUUCUUGGAUUAGUAGGGUAUUACCGGAAAUUUAUUAAAGACUUUAGUUAAAAAGCUAAACCUCUCACAAGUCUAUUAAAACAAAAUCAACCAUUCAUCUGGUCGGAUAUUUGCCAGGAUUCUUUUAUUUUUUUCAAAAACAUUCUAAUAAACGAACCAUUGCUUCAAUACCCAGAUUUUAACCAGCCAUUCAAUAUCACAACGGAUGCAAGUAAUGUUGCGAUCGGUGCCAUCCUUUCACAAGGAAAAAUCGGGUCAGACUUACCAAUAGCUUAUGUAUCACGUACAUUAAACAAGGCUGAAACUAACUAUAACACAACCGAAAAGGAGUUAUUAGCAAUAAUAUGGGCUACAAAACAAUUUCGACAGUAUAUUUAUGGACGUAAAUUCAAUAUUAUAACGAAUCAUAAACCGUUAUCUUGGCUUUUUGGAGUGAAAGACCCAGGAGCGCGACAGACAAGGUGGAGGCUCCAACUAGAAGAGUUCGAUUAUGACAUUAUAUAUAAACCAGGCAUACAAAACACUAAUUCAGACGCUUUGAGUAGAAUAACAGUCACAAGCGUACCACAGAAGUCUGAAACACCAAAUGAAUAUCAUAAAUAUCUAGAAGACGUACAAACAAAAUUAAUAACAAAUUCGAACGUUACAGAAAUAGAAGGGAAUUUAUUUGAAUCACCAUCGGAUUAUGCCAUUGGGCACUGUGUAUCAAAGAAUUUUAAAAUGUCAGAAGGCAUUAGCCUAGAAUUUAGGCGAAAAUUUGGAAAGAUUGAUCAAUUAAUACAACUAAAUAAGCAAGUGACUGAAAUUGUUUUCCUCCAGGAAAAUCAACUUUAUAUUUUAUAUAUAAUCACCAAGGAGUGGCAUACUCAGAAACCAACAUAUGAAACAAUGUUUUUUGCCAUGAAGAAUUUACGAAGAUUUUGUGAAUCUCAUAACAUAAAAAAAGUAGCUCUUCCCAAAAUCGGUAACGGUUGCGAUCUACUAGAUUGGGAACAAGUGCGUACGACUAUACGAUAUGUUUUUAAGAACUCUGAUAUCAAAAUACUCAUCUAUAGUAUUGACACUUACUCAGAGGAAGAAAAAACACAAUAUUAUCGAGGAGUUUCAUCUAUCACCGUUGGGAGGUCACCAAGGUGUAUCUCGUACCAUUAAAAGAAUUAAGCAACAUCAUAACUGGAAAAACCUGAAGAAGGACGUGAUAGAAUAUAAAAAAAAUAAUGUGAAUCAUGUAAAAUAAAUAAAAACGAUAAUCACAUAGUAAAACAACCCAUGAUAAUAACGUCGACAGCGAACAAACCAUUUGAAAAAGUUUGCCUGGAUAUAGUAGGACCAUUGGAAACUACGCAGAAAGGGAAUUCGUGUACAUUAACGAUUCAAGACGACCUAUCAAAAUUCUCUGUAGCUAUACCAUUGCCGAACCAUACAGCAAAUACAAUAGCAAGAGCUUUUGUCGAAUAUUUUAUCUGUCAUCAUGGUCUACCUGAAUCAGUAUUGACUGAUCAAGGACCGGUUUCAUGAGUAAAAUCUUUAAAGAGUGUCGUAAACUACUGAAAAUCAAGAAAAUCAAUACAACAGCGUACCAUCCACAGUCAAACGGUGCACUGGAACGAUCACAUCGCACGUUAGCGGAAUAUUUACGUCACUAUGUAGAUGAAAAGAAACAGAAUUGGGACGAUUUUAUUCCAUAUGCGAUGUUCACGUAUAACAGUACCGUACAUUCAUCCACAAAGUUUCAACCUCAUGAACUCGUUUACGGACAUUCGCUAGAGGUUCCUCAUACACUAUCUCGUAACCCUCAACCAUACUAUAAUUACGAAGAUUAUACAUUCGAACUCCGUAGAAAAAAUGCAAAAAUCCUCUUUAAUAUCUAGGGAAAACCUUAUAAACAAUAAAGAAAAGGCCAAAAUUGGAUAUGACAAAAACCGAAACGAAAUAAAAAUCGACGUAGGAGAUAAAGUCUUCAUUAAAAAUCAUGUACGCAAGGGUAAGUUGAGCCCUAAAUGGUUAGGACCUUACGAAAUAUUAAGCCUAGAAGAAAACGAAAACGUUUUGAUUAAACGUGGGCGUAGAGAAGUUAGACUUCAUAAAAACGAGCUAAAAAAGUAUCACCCGUAAAGUUGUACCGAAACUAACUUUUAUAUACAUAUAGACUUAUAUUUUAUACAAAAUUAUACAAAAUUCCUAAAUAAUUUUAAUGUAUAGCAAGCAUCGGUUCAAUAUUAUACCAAUUCUGUUAUUUCUUUCAGAACUAUUUCGAUUGGAAAAGCAGAAAAGAAUUACUUCAACAUUACACUAAUCGUUAAUCCAUCAGGGAUUUAUUUCCAUUCAAUUAAUAAUUUACGUGUUCAUAAUUCCUAUUGACGAUUUCUUACUUAUGUUAAUAUUACAAACUAUGUUGAAAAAACACCAUAAAAUCAAUAACAUGAUUAAUCAAAUCGGGAAGUCUUGUGAACUAGGAAAGUCUCUCGAAAUUCAAUCGGUACAACAUACUUGCAAUCAGUACAAAUAUCAGGCUAACAAUUUUUUAGCAGAAAUAAGUAAUAAUAUAGAGCACGUUAUGAGAGUUAUAGAAUCUCCGAAAGAAAAAUAUCGUAACAAAAGAGGUCUAGUAAACAUAGUUGGCAGAGUAGCAAACGUCCUAUUUGGAAUUUGCGACGAUGUUGACGCAGAAUAUUUUUAUGAUAAAAUUAAGGAACUGGAAAUUUCAAAAUCACGUAUUUCAGGAUUAACUGAAACCCAAACUCAAAUCAUGCAAUCAAUAAUAUCAAAUGUAUACUCGUCCUUGGUAGAGAUGGAAAAAGUACAAGUAAACCUAGUCGAUAAAUAUAAUUAUUUAGUUCACGAAAUACAAAUAGAAAAAGUCCAUAUAUGCUUCUUAGAGUUCCAAACAGCUCUAGAGGAACAAGUAUUAUUAUUAAAUCUAAUUUUAACACAAUACGCGUUUGAAACCGAAAACCUAGUUAGCAUUAUAAAUAUGGCUAUUCAAGGCCUCGUUCACUUUAGUAUAUUAGACGUCAAAACGCUCAAAAACCAAAUAAAAGAUGUUAAAACACAAUUACCUGUUGGGGAAGGUAUCCCAAUUAAUUUAGACGAUUCUGGAGUUUCAGAGUUGCUUCGACUCACUACAACUAACGUUGUUUGUAUAAAAGAUAUACUAAUUUUUAAUAUGGAAAUACCUUUAGUCAAUAGUUACAAAUUUUUAUUAUAUAAGACAAUAUCUUUACCGAUUAAUUUGCUUAAUAAUACAUAUGUAGCAAUUGUACCUUCGACUCAUUACAUAGCGAUAGAAAAAAUCUAGACUAUACUACAUAGAAUACAAUGAAAUACAAUUAUCAAAAUGUAAACAAAUAACAAAAACGUUAGUAUAUCCAUAUGAUCAACAGCUACAUCAUUUAGAUAAUUCAUGUGAAUUAAUGAUAUUCAGAAAACCCGGUGUAAUACCUGACUCAUGUAACUUAAGAAAUGUUAAUUUUAAUUUCAGUAUUUGGCAUAGACUAGAAAACACAAAUUCGUGGAUAUAUAUUACAGUUAAAGAUAAUAUUAUUGUCAAAUGUAAAGAUAUAUCUGAAGGAGAGAUCGUAAAUGUAAAUGGCAUUUCCAUUAGUCUAUGCCCUUUUGAGGAGUGAAACACAAGAAACUUACUCUUCAUUAUUAACAGUAAUACACAAUAUUUUACCUCUUCGUUAUAAUAGAAUCAGUUUUGUCACUGAUUAUGUACGAGCUCUUAUGAAUGCUAUCAGUGAAGUAUUUCCAAAUAGUCAAUUAGUAUGUUGUUGGUUUCAUUAUACAAAGAAAAGCUGAUUGUUGAUUGUUGUUGAGAAUCAGUUCUUUAUAAAAUUUCAACAGUGCAAAAAUGGCUUUAAAGUUAGAAAUUAAAUGUGCAAAAAUGAGAGGGAAAAUACAUCUAUAAUGAUAAUAGAAUGCGUACAGCAGCUGAAUCAAGACGGUGACUUAUUG
Molecule: messenger RNA, 6682 nt
Organism: Sipha flava (yellow sugarcane aphid)
Lineage: Eukaryota; Metazoa; Arthropoda; Insecta; Hemiptera; Aphididae
Exons: 4
Coding region: 5100-6023 (307 amino acids)
Source: RefSeq, a predicted model, not a curated record